GGAUCCCAUGUGCAUUCAGAAACUUGACUUGCACCAGAAGUUGACAGGCCACGAUGAGCCACACACCCGAGUUCAAGCUUCUUCUCGUUGGCGACGGGGGCGUUGGCAAGUCGGCGCUGAUCAAGCGCCACUUGACAGGCCAGUUCGACUCGGACGAUGACGUUGCUACGCUUGGCGUCGAGGUCCACCCGCUUUUGUUUGAUACCAACUUUGGCGAAAUAAAGUUCAGCUGCUGGGACAUUGCCGGUCAGAAAAGGUUUGGCGGCCUUCGUGACGGCUACUACGUUGGCGCCCAGUGCGCGAUCAUCAUGUUUGACGCCACGUCGCGCAUCUCGUACAAGAACGUCCCGAUCUGGCAUCGCGACAUUGUCCGCGUCUGCGAGGACAUCCCGAUCGUGCUCUGUGGCAGCAAGAUCGACGCCAUGACCCGCAAGGUACAAGCCGAGCAAAUCACAUUUCAUCGCAAGAAGAACCUCCCGUACUGCGAGAUUUCGGCCAAGACCGACGUGGCGUUGGAGAUGCCCUUCCUCUACCUCGCACGCAAGCUCAUUGUGGCCCAGAAGCAAUCGCCCGACUCGAGGCCGACGCACUGUGGGCCAAAGGCAUGCCUCUUCCCGAUGAAGACGACGACAUUUAGCUUUUUAUCCGGCGUCGGCAAGACGACGUUCCUACAACGUCAUGUGACGGGCGAGUUUAAGAAGAGGUACAUCGCCACGCUCGGCGUCAAGGUCCACCCGCUCCAGUUUGACACCAACUUUGGCCCGAUCAAGUUCAACUGCUGGGACUUUGCUGGCCAGGGCUCCCACGAUGACCACUACGCCGACGCCCAGUGCGCGAUCAUCAUGUUUGACGUCACGUCGCGUGUCUCGUACAAAAAUGUGCCCCACUGGUAUCGCGCUAUUCGCCGCGUCUGCGAGGACAUUCCGAUCGUACUCUGCGGCAACAAGGUAGACGCCGAGCGCCACAAUGUCAAGCAAAUCACUUUUCACCGUGAGAAGAAUCUCAAGUGUGUCGAGAUGUCGGUCAAGGCCAACUACAACAUCGAGAAACCUUUUCUCUGGCUCGCGCGCAAGCUCGCUGGCGACGACAAAGUGAAAUUCAUUGAGGUCAUGGGUGAUCCUCCUCCAAUGCCAUUCAACAUGGAUCCGAUGGAAGCCGAAAUGAAGUAUGUGAUGGCACCGCUUCCCGACGACGACGAUGACGAACUUUAG
This is a messenger RNA of Saprolegnia parasitica CBS 223.65, 1211 nucleotides long. RefSeq lists its product as hypothetical. The transcript is spliced from 3 exons. The coding region runs from base 54 to 1211 and encodes 385 amino acids. Gene Ontology annotation, molecular function: GTP binding; GTPase activity. Gene Ontology annotation, cellular component: nucleus; cytoplasm. The record is from RefSeq and is a predicted model, not a curated record. NCBI's taxonomy places the organism in Eukaryota, Oomycota, Saprolegniomycetes, Saprolegniales, Saprolegniaceae. Gene Ontology annotation, biological process: ribosomal subunit export from nucleus; protein import into nucleus.